Microplitis demolitor is the source of this 652-nucleotide messenger RNA. RefSeq names its product vesicle-associated membrane protein 2 (gene Syb). Lineage: Eukaryota; Metazoa; Arthropoda; Insecta; Hymenoptera; Braconidae. The record is from RefSeq and is a predicted model, not a curated record. The transcript has 3 exons. Gene Ontology annotation, molecular function: SNAP receptor activity; syntaxin binding. The coding region runs from base 186 to 548 and encodes 120 amino acids. Gene Ontology annotation, biological process: vesicle-mediated transport; vesicle fusion. Gene Ontology annotation, cellular component: plasma membrane; SNARE complex.
AAUUACGCCAUCUUUAAAAGUAAAUCCGUUAUCCUUAGACUUGACGUGUCGUCUGUUAAUUUUUAUUUAUUAUUUUAUUUUAUUUUAUUUUUGGUCUUUAAUUUAAUUUACAAAUUCCCUGUCAUUAAUUAGACAAAUUUAUUUUUUUUUCUAAAUCUAAAUUUCCAAAUUGUAAAAGUAUCAAUAUGGACGGCGGUGGAUAUUCUGGAGACGCUGACCUGGGCAACAGGACAACGCAAUCAAUUUCGAGUAAAAAAUUGCAACAAACUCAGGCUAAAGUCAAUGAAGUUGUUGAUAUCAUGAAAGUAAAUGUUGAAAAAGUUUUGGAAAGAGAUCAAAAACUGUCAGAGCUUGAUAAUCGCGCAGAUGCGUUGCAACAAGGUGCUGCACAAUUUGAACAGCAAGCUGGUAAAUUGAAACGGAAAUAUUGGUGGAAAAAUUUGAAAAUGAUGAUUAUCAUUGGUAUUAUUUGCACAAUUAUACUGAUUAUUAUAAUUGUAUCAUCAUUACCAAGUUCCGACGCACCUGAACCUAAAGAAAGUCAUUAACAACAGAUUUUUAAAAAACCAGUAAACUAUUUUUAUAUCCUAUGUCGUUAUAUAUGGGUUUAUUAUGAAAUGAAAGUAAUAAAAACAAUAAUAUAAUUAAAUAA